CCAUCUCGAAGAUGUACUUCUCAAUAGGUUGGCCACGGGUGCUCAAUAGUGGCCCGCAUCGCAGCAUCCGUAAAGUGGUGUGCGAUCGGGUGAAAAUUUUGUUUGCUGUCCUGGCAGAAAAUGCCAUCGCUAUCUGGUACUCGAAGCCCUGUGUUCCAAUUACGUCCAAAUUGAGAAGCAAGGAAUGUUUGGAAAAGUAUGGCAUCAACACCAAUGUAGAAUGGAAGCCGGAUUCGAGUAUGUUGCUCGUGACGACCGGAAGUACGGCGCAAGGUGGAACCUUGUUUAUGUAUACGUUAAUCGUGAACGAUACGCCGAAGGGUGUCUACAAUCAGAAUGAUUCACCGUUCGCCAACCUGCGCCGGGACAGUGCUGAGUUGUUCUUGAAAGAAACCAUUCCUUGCUUGAAGCUUUCAUUGACGCAUCGUAUUUGUCUUUACGUUCCGAUUUGUUGUGUGUCGUGUAUUAAUGUAAAUCAAAUAGUGGUUGCAACUCAAGAAGGUCGCAUCAUCCGCCUAAACUGGGAGGGCGUUGAAGAGCGUGAUUAUGCACUCGACCUCAAACGAAUCCCUUUUAGCGUUAACCAGCAAGUUAGCUAUGCCGUCCCAAUUUUGGAGAAGAACGUGUAUGUAUCCUCCAUUGAUUAUUCACCGCUGCUUUGCGGAUUCGGUAUCACGUUAAAUGAUGGUCGCGCAGCAUUUCUCACCGCAAACAACACAAAGUUUGAUCCUAACCAAGUACAAGGAAUCUGGUGCCAAAAUGUGGAUGAUGCGACGUGUACCGUCAUCAACCACAAGUAUCGUUUGAUAGCAUUCGGACGAAGAAACUCUCAAACCAACAUGUACGUGAUCGAUGAUCUAACAGGCGGCCUGGAGCUCUCGCAUAAAUUGUCGCUGAGUGCUAAAGAUUUUCCUGGAUCGCCAGGGUACGUGCGAGACAUGAAAUGGACACCCGAUGGAUGUGCUAUCAUAGUGGCCUGGGGCAACGGGGGUAUAUCGCUGUGGAGCACCUUUGGUUCGCUUUUGCUAUGCUCACUUGCCUGGGACUAUGGACUGCACGUGGAUUUGUCCAAGAGCGAUCCGUUCAAUGUUAUCAGUAUGGAUUGGUCAACUGAAGGCUAUCAAUUGCUGAUGGUACGGCAAACAAAUGAGCACUCAACUAAGGUAGAAAAUGGAACAACCGAGGCACCUGAAACGUCGAAUGAGCCAGUAUCUACUCUAGCCACCGUAUUGGUACAGCUAGAUUUUGUCAAGAGCAUUCUAACGAUCAAUCCGUGCAUGAGCAAUAAUUCGUUUUUGUUGUUGCAAGGAGACGAUAAGCUGUACAUCAACCAUGGUGACGUGUUACAAAAUAUCUAUCCUGGCCACAAAUCGAACUAUGAUGCCGCUAACGAAGGCGACAUUUCCUACUCCGGAAAAGCGGACGAAUUUGGCAAAGAUUCUGCUUACAUACCAUCGGGAGAACCGGACCCAAUUAACGUCGGAGGGGACAAUUAUCUGAAAUUUAGCAGCGUUCUUUCCGAAAGCAAACACUGGGUUGUAUUGAAUCUUCCCACUGCUUACAUCUCUUCCAACUGGCCGAUUCGGUACAGUGCAAUAGAUCAUUCCGGAACUAAUGUAGCGGUGGCGGGACGUACCGGUGUGGCACUGUAUUCUUUCAAUACUCGCAAGUGGAAACUGUUUGGAAAUGAAACGCAAGAGAAAGAUUUUGUAAUAACCGGCGGCUUGCUUUGGUGGAAGGAAUUCAUUAUCAUGGGUUGUUACUCACUGAUCGGCUUUCACGACGAGCUGCGCAUCUACUCAAAGGAAAACAAGUUGGACAAUCGAUUUGCUGAGAUUACAAAAAGUGCCAGUCCGGUGAUGCUGAUUAAUCUAUUUCGUGAUCAAUUGGUUGUUUUUACAUCCGACGGUCACGUAUCAGUAUUUGCCCUCAAACAAACCGAGGAGGAUUACAACGGAAAUGACCACCACCGGGUGGAACUGGUAAAGAUGCAUAUUUACGAUAUUAAAAAUGUGUGCAUCCAUCCAGCGUGCGUUAUAUCGGUGCUAAUGACGAGCCUUAAGCACGAAGGUGCCGGAUCCGGAGGUAUGAUGAAACAGAGCAACUAUGAAAACUCUCUCUCGGAAACGUUGAUCAUGAACGUGUCGGGCAGAGUGUUGAUGGUGCAGACGGACCACCAGCAACAUCAUCACGGCAGUGGCAGCGCGAACAAUCAACUAACGUCCACCUGUUUGGCCUCAUCGGUAGAGUGUAUCUGGGUGUCUGAGUCGCACAAGACACACAUUAAAGAAUCUCUAUGGUUGUACUGUGGUGGAUACGGUAUGCGCGUGUGGCUUCCAGUUUUUCCCCGUACGGGUGAAACUGGGUCGCGCAGUUUGCGGCACACCUUCAUGAGCAAGCGGAUCAUGCUAUCUUUCACGCUGAAAAUCUACCCGCUGGUGAUACUGUUCGAGGACGCGAUUAUACUUGGGGCCGAAAAUGACACACUGCUGUAUACAAGCGAUCCGUCGGUUUAUUUUUCGCUGCCAUACAAUGCGCUCAAACGAACGAGCCAAGUCUAUUUGCAUCAGAUUUUGCGCCAGCUAAUUCGUCGCAACCUUGGCUACAAUGCUUGGGAGAUAGCACGAUGCUGUACGAAUCUUCCGUACUUUCCUCACUCGCUCGAGCUGUUACUGCACGAGGUACUGGAGGAGGAAGCCACUAGCAAGGAACCUAUACCGGACGCAUUGUUACCGAGUGUGCUCGAGUUCAUCCAGGAAUUUCCGGUCUAUCUGCAAACGGUUGUACAGUGUGCUCGUAAAACGGAAAUUGCCUUAUGGCCGUACCUAUUCUCGAGCGCUGGCAAACCAAAGGAACUGUUUCAGAAGUGUAUGGCGGCUCGGCAGCUGCAUACCGCGGCAAGCUAUUUGAUUAUCCUACAAAAUCUGGAACCAUCCUCCGUCAGUCGGCAGUAUGCGACGCUUCUAUUAGAUACGGCACUGGAACAGCUCGAUUGGCCGCUAGCAAAAGAUUUGGUACGAUUCCUGCGUGCGAUCGAUCCGAACGAUGUGGAAUCUCCACGUUCAUCGUAUGUGUUUGGCAAUAAGUUCGGUGGAUUGAUUGCUUCCGUUCCACCGGCACCAAAUGCGGAAGAUUUGAGUCUGAUCUUGGGCAGCAGCAUGGCAAGGGGUCGCAGCUUUUCAACUACCAUUCCGUACCCCAAAUCGAAUGAUGGUGCCGCUACGGUGGUAAAUAAAGAGAAGAAUAUCAUGUUCAACAAUCCCGCAGCAGCAGCUGCCUCGCAACAAAGCGGCGGAACCCUGAACUCAGUCAACGAUGCAUCUGGAGAACGACAAAUCUUACGUAGAAAGAAAAGUGUGCCAAAUACUCAAAAAGAAUGCGAUUCGUCAACGGCGGAAGAAUUCUUCAUCGAUGUCGUUUUGCAACGGCACGCGCGAAGAUUCUUGCAACUUCGCAAACUGGAAGAUCUCGGAUAUAUGAGCGCUACGCUAGACUUCCAUCUGGUCGGAUGGUUGAAUCGCGAAAAGGAUCGUGCUGCGCGGAUAGAAGAUUUUGUAACUGCCCUCAAGUCGCUGCACGAUGAGCUUGAUUGGCCAAAACCAUGUCUCGAUCUAACUUUGCUACCGAACCCAAUAGCUCAACCACACCUGCAUUCGGAGUCGUCUCCUUCGCCCUCCUCGAAUCUGUCCAACAAAUCACCUUUAUCCGAGCUAACUACAGGUCGAACUAUCGAUUCGGGGUACAAUAGUUUGUCGUUUGUACGACCGAUGGCUUCAAAUGGUGGCGUAAUGACUGUUGCUGGUACAACAGUUGAUGAGCGGCCAGUAGAGCCACUAUCGGGACAGAAGGAACAACGACUGGAGAAUAAUGUGCCCACGUCCCCGAUCGUUGCUGGUGACCCGUUAGCCAACACGGCCGAAGCGAAUCUAAUGCCACUGAACGAUACGGCAAGCGUACUUUCGGAAGCUGCCCAGCCUAACUGGCCUGACGAAAUGUCUACCGUGUGCGGAGGUGGAGGUGGUAUGAUGAGUUUAACGCUCGGCGAACAAAGUUUCAGCCAAGCGUUGGAGAAAAACAUUUCCAAACAGAGCAAAUCUAACCGACGCAAGCAGCAUAAGCUUGAAAUUCGCAUGCGCUACCUGUUGCAGAUCUUUUCCGAGGCAAACUGUUACGAAUUUGCGCUGCUGCUUUCCGUACUGUUGCUGGAUGUGGCCUCGGUAGGGAGAAUAACGAACGCGGCGAUUCGCUCGAAAUCGCUCGUAGUCUGCCGACAGCUACGCAACGGUCUGAAGGACAUGACACGCUGGAGUUUUAACGAGUGUCUCGCUUACCGGCCGUUUAUGAUUGCUUUGCAGCCACAGUUGGCGGUUUUGGACAAAUUUGUCAUCCAGCAGGAAUCGAUACCAUCGCUGAUGCAUACGACCACCGUAACUGGGGUGUCAGCCUUUUCGCCGUUACUGAUGGGAAGCAUGCACUCUUACCGUGACUCGGAUGCUUCUGCUACGGGUGCUGGGGGUGGUGGAAAUAAAUCCGUUAAUCAAACGCAAGGCGAUACUAGAGUUGGUGGUAAUUCCAGCAUUAACAGCAACAGUCAACGCAUGAGUUCGACGGGAACGUUGGGAAGUGUGCCGCUAGCAGCGAACAGUGCUGGUGGUACCAUCAGUGGAACGAGUCGUGGCAGCGUUCAGCGGGAUACGCUUGGCCAGAAGUACACAACGGCUCACACUUUCGCACGUUCAGUAUCGGAUUUGGAAGUGGCCAACAUUCGAAAAAUUGCGCAGGGCAAAUCGGCAACCGAUAGUCGUUCGGUUACAUCGACCACAAUCUCUGAGGAACCGGAACGAACGUGCAAUGUUAUGUAAAAUGUACUCAC
Molecule: messenger RNA, 4873 nt
Organism: Anopheles maculipalpis
Lineage: Eukaryota; Metazoa; Arthropoda; Insecta; Diptera; Culicidae
Gene: Rich
Product: guanine nucleotide exchange factor subunit Rich
Exons: 13
Coding region: 12-4862 (1616 amino acids)
Biological process (GO): intracellular protein transport; retrograde transport, endosome to Golgi
Cellular component (GO): Golgi membrane; Ric1-Rgp1 guanyl-nucleotide exchange factor complex; cytosol
Molecular function (GO): protein binding
Source: RefSeq, a predicted model, not a curated record